GUUGAUUACAGACUUGUGGGAAUAACUUCAACCCGCCAUUGUUGGUCACGUUUGGCUGGAAAACAUAAACUUUAUGGUCAGUUAGGAAAUAAAUAUUAAUUCUGCCUAAUCAGAUGGCUUACUGACAUAUCGUCCGAAGUAAAUUUAUCCACAAUAAGAGAUUUUGACACCAUGGCUCAAGAUACUUUAUCAGGCGGGAAUAACAGUUAUCCCGGAGUAACAAGUCCGAUUAGUUUGGCAGAACCAAAGCAAGCUGAUUUGGAACUGAGCGAUAAAUUGGAAGAGGCUCUUCGCCCUCAUGGAGUGUUUGAAAGUGAAGCCGAAAUGGCACACAGGAUGGAAGUCCUUGCUCGAAUCAAUGAGCUUGUAAGAGAGUGGAUCAAGGAUGUCAGCAGACAAAAGAACAAUAUCCCCGAGAGCAAGAUCAAUACAUUUGGAGGCAUGGUGUUCACAUUUGGAUCUUACAGACUAGGUGUUAAUACAAAAGGUGCUGACAUUGACACUUUGUGUGUGGCUCCUCGCCAUGUUGAACGGUCAGACUUUUUCAAAUCUUUUGUGGAGCUUUUGAAGGCACAACCAGAGGUGAAGGACUUGCGGGCCGUAGAAGAGGCCUUUGUUCCUGUCAUCAAAAUGACAUAUGAUGGAAUUGAGCUGGAUAUGCUGUUUGCUCGUCUGGCGCUUCCAACCAUUCCUGAUGAUAUAGAUCUUCGCCAUGAGAUGUAUCUCAAAAACCUGGAUGAAAAAAGUGUCCGUAGCCUAAAUGGUUGUCGAGUGACUGACGAGAUCUUGCACUUGGUGCCAAACAAGGAGAAUUUCAGAAUGACAUUACGAGCAAUAAAACUGUGGGCAAAGAAAAAGGGUGUGUAUUCUAAUGUCCUGGGUUACCUGGGUGGUGUGUCAUGGGCUAUGCUGGUUGCACGCGUCUGCCAGCUGUAUCCAAACGCGGCACCUGCAACACUGGUCCACAGAUUCUUUCUGGUCCUUUCCAAAUGGGAUUGGCCCAAUCCUGUUUUACUGAAACCACUAGACACAGAGAAUAAGUUAGGUUUUCCUGUCUGGGAUUCAAGGGUUAACCCAGCUGACCGUUUUCAUCUUAUGCCUAUUAUUACUCCAGCCUAUCCACAACAGAACUCAACAUACAAUGUCACCAAUUCAACUCGCACUAUAAUCACUGACGAAUUUCAAGAAGGACUGGAUGUAGUUACAAGGAUAUAUGAGCAAAGGGAGGAAUGGACAACAUUAUUUGAACCAUCAGACUUUUUUCACAAAUAUAGACAUUACAUCGUUUUAAAAGCCAGUGCAGAAGAAAAAGAUCAUUAUUUGGAAUGGAAAGGCUAUGUGGAAUCAAAGAUUCGUUUAUUAGUUGGCAAUUUGGAGAGGAACCCUUAUAUCAAGCUUGCACAUGUGAUGCCUGAAGCAUAUGGGCCUGUCAAUGAAAGUGAAGGACAGUACAUGUGUAAAUGGUUCAUUGGACUGGUGUUCCAUGCUCAGACUUUAAACAGUCAGACAGCAAAUGUAGAUCUCACAUAUGACAUACAAUCCUUCUCGGAUGUUGUACAUAAAACAGCCAUUCACAUUAACUUAUUCAAAGAUGGUAUGAAAGUGGAGAUUACAUACCUUCGAAAGAAACAGCUUGCACAGUACGUACCAGCUCAAAUCUUGCAGCAAGGAAAGCCUAAAAGAAAGGAAGGAACCACGGGCCAGUGGGGGUGGAGACAUACAGCGAACCAACAUAGAUCGUUCUGGAGGUGCAAGAUCUGAGGGAAUGGAUUCUAGCCAACAACCUGGUGUGUCCACAGUGGAGGAUGAUGAAACGUCUCAGGAGUCUCAACAUUUGGUUCUUGAUGGUACAGCCAGUGGCACUAAUGUCACAGAGUCAAACAGUAGUGCAGACCAUAUGAACUGGACAGCAACAGACAACACUUCAAGCAAUGCAGCCUCUAGCAGUGACCGCCUUACAAUAAAGGAGACAGAGCAGGAUACGCUGAGUUCUUCAGAUGGUUCAGAUAUGGCAUCAAAACGUCCAGGGUCCCCUUUUUCUGCCACCACACCACCUAAACGACCCAAGGACGGUGAUUCUCGGUCCGCCUCCCCUAUGCAGGUAGAUGACAAACCAGCAGGUUCCAGCAACAGCCUUCCCAAUGCAAAUGAAGUUGUAAAACAGCACACACCAGAUUUAACAGAUGGUUUAUCAUCUUCAUCCGUGCUUGCACCUAGCAUUCAUCUUCCUGUGAGCAAGACUUCUCCAAGCGAUGACCUUCCAGAUCUGUCAAGUCCACAGACCUCUGUUCCAACCUCAAGUUUUAUGCCACUCAAGAACUCUAUCAAGCUCAAACUGAAAUGAGCGUGAGUGUACCUUGACCAGCUUGACAAAAUAAUGUGCUUGAGAAAACUGGAUGGAACAGUUUCUCUUUCUUGAGAUUUUCUGGAUCUGUUGCAGGGAGAGAUACCAGACAGCAGCUGUGGGAGGGUUCUAUGCUGUUUUAAGAGAAAAAUGUUCCAUUUUUACAUGUUCAUGUGAAUAGACAUCUGUAAGAGUGGGAAUGUUUGGGUGGGUGUUUUGUGUUGGGCAAUGAAUAAGGGUGUAUUUGUGUGCUUGUAUGGGUAUACAUGUACCUGUAAUGCUGACACAUGAAAUGAUAUCCAGGGAGAUCAUCCUGCAUAAGAGAGAUGCUUACACUAGGAACACUGGUGUAAGGAAAAUUUAGUUUCAUUUAUGUGAUUCAGGGGCAGCUAGGCAUGUUUUUCACACCCCUUAAUAGUUUUUUAUUAGGAAAAUAAGAUGAUUUAUCAUUGCAAAGCUUUGCAGUACUUUAAGAGGAGAUCGUACAAGAAGCAACCAUUAUCAUAUCUGUUUUGACAUUGCCUGUAAACAAAAACAUGGUGAUGACACUAUUGUAACAACUUUGAGGCUGCUUCAAAGUAUCAAUAAUGUAUUUCAUACUAAACAAAGAUUGCUUUUGCAGAUCAAGUAGCAAAAUACUAAGAAAAUAAUCACAUUAAGUAAACAUUUGUGCAUUUAAAAUAGUUUUAUUGUUGUUGAGACUAAUUUUUUUUUUUUUUUGAGUUACUUGAAUGUGAGCUGAGCAGGUGCAGAGAUGUAAUAAUUGCACAGGGGAUAAUGUACUCAUAAGGUGUAUAUUGAUGGUGUUGAAUUGGAAAUAGUAGGUGUGGUCUAAAAGGGAAAAAAAUGUUUAAAAUGCUUAAAAGCAUAAGACCUUUUCUCUCUCUUCUGAGAAAGUUUUAUCAUUGAAGGUUUGUUUCUCAGAUGUGUUGAAACAAUGAAUUGAAAUUUCUUGAGUGAAAAUUCACUGGCCAGAUAUGAUAAGCAUUUGAUUUAUUCCCCUCUCCCGAUCUUCCCAUGGAUGUUCCUGAUGGGAUGAUUGUACACCACUAGUUGUACCCCAGUUUAUUGUGCCCUGAAUUUUUCAGCUGACCAAUUGCACUUUUUAGCUGUCAUUAUUUCUGGAUAUGUCCCUGUUGGUGGUUUGUUAACCACUAAGGGAACUGUGUAUUGUUAAGAUGUUUACGUUUAAAGCUGUAAAUGUUUAAAAAGGACUUGCUUACAAGUCGUCUUUUGCUGAAGCCCAUUUGUCAAACUCCUAUAUGUGUUGUGAAUUGUUAACAUAUUCACCUGCAAAGCUGUCAAAGCUGAGUGGAGAGGAGAACUUGCUUCAACAUUUACAUUUUGCAUGGAUGUUGAAUUUAGGGUUUUCCUUCUCCAGGAAGUGGCAGCUUCAUAAUUUUCAUACCUUGUGGAGCUUUCUGGUUUUCAUGUUAGUAUUUUUCAUUAGUCACUGUGAGAGUGCCCUUGAUUUAACACUUUUAUAUGAAUUGUUGGUCCAGUUCCUCUCGCAUCUUGCAAAGAAAUUUGAUCGUAAGAAACUGAGACAGUACUGCUGCUUAAUUACGCAUAAAUUAAUGCAGUAAAUCUUCAGGUUCCAGCAGUAAUGUUUCACUCUUCUUCUCAGGAGUCACUGUUUAUUAAGUUGCAUUGUUUGCUUAAGGUGCGAGAAGUAAUCACAUUUCAUCUUUAGAUUUAGAAAUAAUAGUUGUUCCAUUUUUAUUUGAUCCUCCUUUAUCUCUUUUUGUUUGUAAAUAUGUUCAUAAAAUUAGUUUACAGCUGGGCUGAAUUGAAAGAGAUUUAAGGUAUCCAAAGAACUUUUUUUAAAUGAAGGCAGGGUCUGCUGCAGGCCCCUGUUUCCCAUUAUUUCUGCAUUAAAUCAUUUUUUUAGAGGAACGGAAGCAUUAUCUUUUUGCGUAAUUGUUGUCCAAGACCCUAAUAGAGAAAUUAGAUAAAUAUUUUGUACCAAUAGUUCCUUCAUCCUUUCACAGAAGUACACUUAAACAAAUUAUUUCAUCUGCCAUUGUAAGUAUCAUUAUCAGACAGACAAUAUGUAAAUGUGUACAGGAAGUAAGAAAAAAAAAAGGUGCGCUUGGCAAAUCUGCAUUUAUUUGUCACUUUUCAAAAUGAAGAAAAAAGGUUGUUGAGUAAGUUUUGCAUUGUGUCUGCAUAAAGCUGCCAUACAAAUCCUUAUGUAAACCAACAGGUAGAAGUUCUCUUCGGUAUUUGUUCUUUUCACCAUGAGCUUAUGGUUGAGCUCUGGAAAUGAUUAUAGUUUUAUAUUUCAUUUCAUUAUUGAGAAGGUCACACUUGUAUCACAUCAAAUUAUGCUAAGCUCAGUACAAAGAAAAUAAUUGCUGGAUCUUUAAGGUUGUUGAGAAAGUACUUAGUUUGCAUAUAAAAAUGUUUACUGAUUUGUUCUUGGUACUGUGAUGCUUCUGUCAAGCACCAGUGAACACAUGUAACUUUAAGGUUGUCAUCUUGACGCUGACGUUGAUACUCUACUGCAUAGAACAUUGGUUAUAAAGAAAAAAACAACAUAAUGUUAUAUCGCAGGUGAAAAAAUUUCACGCAGUUGUAGAUUAAAUGUGCAAAAAUCAACCUUUCCUACCAGAAUCCCUCUUUGACAUAUUACUCUUUAGCAGAAUGAAAAGAAAUUAGUUAUAUGAAAUGGUUUAUCAAAUGUUGUAACAAAAAUAUUUCUCUACACAACGUUCUCUGGACUUGAUAUUCAUUGAUUUCUAUGUCGGUUUGUUCAUUUUCCUUUUCAUGUUAAAUUGCCAUUUGCACUAGUUAAGGAAGGCUAUUCAAUUCAAAAAUGUUAAGCUAAAGAUGUGUAGAGUUACAUCACAUUAUUCUAACUUUUUGCCCUGAAGAUUAUUGAUUUUAGUAGGCAUGAAACAAUGUCUGACACAGACCAAAGCACAAGUCAAAUAGACUUAAGAACAUUUAUGCCUUAUGCUGAAUGUAUUAAUCCACUGGUAUCAUUUUUAAAAAUUAUUUUUAAAUGGAUGGAAGAUGAACACUCGUGUCAUUGAAAAUCGAAAAACUUUUGCUUUAUGGUGUUUCUAAUGAGGGAGCUUUAAAAUAGUUUUUCAGUAUUUUACUUAAUUCACCUUCUAACUGUAGGAUGAGACAAAUUUCCAAACUUCUAACCAACAUAAUUGGCUUCUAUUUUGUGCUAUUUUUGUUUGGUGUGGGGUGCAGUUUCUUGUGGAGAAUGUUGAUACAGAAAUGUUGCCUAAUGUACAGCAAGCAUUGGUGAUGAGGCACAGGAGGACAACAGACAGUGCAGUGGAUGAAAAACAGGUAGUUUUCUUUGUUUUCCCAGACAUAAAUAUUUGACUUGGUACUGUGUAUGAUGUGACUGAAAACAACACUUGACGGGGAAAAUGCUGAGAAAAAUGAUAAAUAUUCAACCGAAAUGGAAAGCCCUUACUGAUUCCUUGUCAGUUUAUGAUUUCUGAUUUUUUUUUUCCCAAAGGGGAUACUCCUCUGUUUGGUUUAUAUGCAGCAGUAAGAGCAUGCAACACAUCAGCAAGCUGAAAUACAACUACAAAGAAAAAAAAAUGGAAAAUAAAAAAAAAAAAAGAAAAGGGGGAGAAAAGCA
Messenger RNA from Pomacea canaliculata, 5954 nucleotides. RefSeq names its product poly(A) polymerase type 3-like. Gene Ontology annotation, molecular function: poly(A) RNA polymerase activity; RNA binding. Bases 172 to 1761 code for a protein of 529 amino acids. NCBI's taxonomy places the organism in Eukaryota, Metazoa, Mollusca, Gastropoda, Architaenioglossa, Ampullariidae. Gene Ontology annotation, cellular component: nucleus. The record is from RefSeq and is a predicted model, not a curated record. The transcript is spliced from 21 exons.